Messenger RNA from Stegastes partitus (bicolor damselfish), 1134 nucleotides. The record is from RefSeq and is a predicted model, not a curated record. Lineage: Eukaryota; Metazoa; Chordata; Actinopteri; Pomacentridae.
AUGGUUCUGAGUGAAAAUUACCCAGAAUGCUCAGCGAGUCAGGGUGAGGAUGAAGAGCAGAGGAGCAGCAGAGAGAUGUUUCAUCAGAUCACAGAGCACUUCCUGAGAAGGAUGAAGCAGGAGCAGCUGGCUGAGCGUCUGCAGAGCAAACUCAUCGCUCCAAUUUGUGGACGUAAACUUAAAUCUAAGCUUAAGGAGAAGUUCCAGAGAGUGUUUGAGGGCAUCGCUAAACCAGGACAGCCAACCCUCCUGAAUGAGAUCUACACAGAGCUGCACAUCACAGAGGGAGGGACUGCAGAGGUCAAUGAGGAACAUGAGGUCAGACAGAUUGAAGCAGCAGCCAGGAACCCAAACAAAGCAGAAAUAAGCAUCAGACAAGAAGACAUCUUUAACGACCCAUCUGGAAGAGACCAACCAAUCAGAACAGUGAUGACAAAGGGAGUGGCUGGCAUCGGGAAAACAGUGUUGACUAAGAAGUUCAUGCUGGACUGGGCUGAAGACAAAACCAACAAGGACAUCCAGUUCAUGUUUCCAUUCAAGUUCAGAGAGCUGAAUGUGAGGAGGCUGGAAAAAUCAGAUGGGCCUGAACGCAGCAUGAAGAGGGACCACCUCACUGUCAAUGAAAGACUGAGUGACUGUAAGCUGUCAGAGAAAAGCUGUGAAGCUCUGUCCUCAGUCCUCAGCUCUCAGUCCUCCAGUUUGUCAGAGCUGGACCUGAGCAACAACAACUUGAAGGAUUCAGGAGUGAAACUCCUUUCUGUCGGACUGGGACAUUCACACUGUAAACUGGAAACUCUCAGGCUGUCGAACUGUCAGAUCGCAGAGGACGGCUGUGCUGCUCUGGCCUCUGCUCUGAGCUCCAACCCCUCACAUCUGAGAAAGCUGGACCUCCGCUACAACCAUCCAGGAGAGUCAGGAGAGAAGCUGCUGUCGGCUGCACUGAAGGAUCCAAACAACAGUCUGGAGACUCUCAGCAACAGGAAGGAGCCACGUGUGAUGGACGAUCAGUCGUAUCCUGGUCAUCCAGACGGGUUCGAUCACUGGCCUCAGCUGCUGCGUAGAACUGGUCUGACUGGUCGCUACUACUGGGAGGUCGAGAGGAGAGGAGGGGUUGAGAUGUUGAGUCUCCUCUGA